Messenger RNA from Harpia harpyja (harpy eagle), 1164 nucleotides. It is a transcript of the gene ELF5, whose product is annotated as E74 like ETS transcription factor 5. Gene Ontology annotation, molecular function: sequence-specific DNA binding; DNA-binding transcription factor activity, RNA polymerase II-specific. The transcript is spliced from 8 exons. The record is from RefSeq and is a predicted model, not a curated record. Gene Ontology annotation, cellular component: nucleus. Gene Ontology annotation, biological process: regulation of transcription by RNA polymerase II; cell differentiation. Lineage: Eukaryota; Metazoa; Chordata; Aves; Accipitriformes; Accipitridae. Bases 155 to 1003 code for a protein of 282 amino acids.
AUUUCCAACGUGCUGGGCUGUGCCGCUGUUAAAGCCUCCUGCUCCCCCUUGCUCCCAAGACCUCCUUCUGGACUUAACUGCUGCAUCAGGAGUAAUCACCUACCUACAACUAAAUCUUACCCUGGUGGAGGAAGGAUUAUAAUCUUGCAAGGUGAUGCUGGAGUCGGUAACUCAGAGCAUGUUUCUGUCAAACACAAUGGUUUGUGAUCCCCUGAUGUCUUGGACAGAGUUAUCUGGUACAACCAAAGAUGACUAUGCCACCUGUGAUCAUCAGAAAGAUUCUUAUUCUUUCUGGAUGUCCAUCCACCCGGAAUACUGGAGUAAGCACAACGUCUGUGAAUGGUUGCAGUUUUGCUGUGACCAGUACAAGCUAGAUGCCAACUGCAUUUCCUUUUCCCGCUUUAAUAUCAACGGCUUACAGUUGUGCAACAUGACCCAGGAAGAGUUCCUAGAGGCUGCAGGCAUUUAUGGAGAAUACUUGUAUUUCAUCUUACAGAAUAUCAGGAUGCACGGCAUUUCCUUUUUUACUGAUGCAGAAGAAACAAAGCUAUCCAACAAGGACUGUGACCUUUUGACCAAGUUGCCACCAGACUCAGGAGUUCCUUCUUCACUUCUCACGUUACUCUGCAGUUCAGUCCCAGCCUGUGAUAAGGCAUGCGUGAGGGCAGGUAGCAUCAAUGGCCAAGAAUGUCACAGUCAUGGUAGAACAAACCUGCAGAAUUCUCAUUUGUGGGAAUUUGUAAGAGAUCUGCUCCUUUCUCCUGAAAAAAAUGGUGGCAUCCUGGAAUGGGAAGACAGGGGACAAGGCAUUUUUCGGGUUGUUAAAUCAGAAGCUCUGGCAAAGAUGUGGGGACAAAAGAAGAAAAAUGACAGAAUGACAUAUGAAAAACUGAGCAGAGCUCUCCGUUACUAUUAUAAAACUGGCAUUUUGGAACGAGUGGACAGAAGGCUGGUGUACAAGUUUGGAAAGAAUGCCCAUGGAUGGCAGGAGAACAAGAUAUGAACUGCCCCAUGCUUCCUCCUCAGCAUGAAACAUGCCACAGCCUGAAUAACCCAGCUGCAAUGGACACUUAAGGGAGAGUUUUUCUGCUCCCUCUCUCCCCCCUGCUAGUCUGGAGGAAUUCAUUGUAGUCUGUUUCUUGAAACAGACUACAUCAACAAAAA